UGGCGAGGGUCGUCCGCAGGGCAGAGCGGUAGGGUUGGGAGUAUAAGGAGGGUCGUGGUGUCUCCCAUUUUCCCAGUGAACACAGAGCACGGGGUUUGGAGGAAAAGGGUGGGAGGAGUUACCUUCUCGCGGUGGUUGGGGGGGGUGGAUGUCAUGUGGACACCACGCCCCUAUGGGAAGGAAGGAAGGAAGGAAGGUUUUAUGUGUGUGUUUAGGAAUGAUUCUUGGAGCAGGAGGGUUGACAGGCGUGGGCUCCCGGACUGAGACAAACAUUAUCUCUCGGGAGUGGCCCCUGGAAGGAAUUUGACGGAGAUUGAGAAUUAUAUUCCUGGCAGUUUUGGAAACCGGGAGGGAGGCGAGGGUUGAUGGAAAGGAGUGCAUUUGCACGGUGCCAGCAUCUCAGUCUGGAAAGGAUUUAGUUCAAUCGAAGAGAGCUGUAGAAUUAAGACACUGAGCACCCUAAGAAGCUUGGGAGAUUUCAAUUCGUAUGGGUCCUUUAGACAAGAGAACAGGAGGACAUUCUUAGAGGACAGUCUCCUGGUUACUUUUCUUUUGGGAUAACUGGUAUGUUCCUACUUUUAUCCUGAGUGGCUCUCUGUCUCACACACACGGAUACACUAAUGAUGAGGUGCCUGGGGUGCAAUAUGUGAGUGAGGUAGGUACUUUGUAUAGCUUUGUUGCCUGAAGGGCUUUUGAUGCUAGAGCAUAGUAAAGAUCUCUGAUUUAAGUAGGAAUUAGGAACUAGGAAGUCUCAGGAAACCAUUGGAUUGUAUACUCAAUUAGAGAGUAUAUAGUAGAACAUUAAACUCGUGUUUAAAUGUUCCUUAGAUUAACACAGAAAUCAGCCUUUUGGGCCAUGCUGUUUCUAAGGCCUGUUUCUUCUCAUGAGUCUCAGAGGAAGACAGAUGGGAAAAUCUUCAAAAUGGAUAACUUCUCCUGCCUGAACAAGACAUGGGGUAGUAUCUGGGAUCUGCCCAUCAUCAGACUCAGCUUAAUAAGGUGGAUGAAUGAAGGGAUGUAACAGAACCCAGAGAGGGACAUUCAGGCCUCCAGUGGGGGGGAGGGGCCUGGACACACCCCUUCCCCCCAGACUCCUCCCCCUCCGGGGUCCACUCAGCCAUGGACUUUGGACCUGGAUAAGAGAAGAGAAGCUGCACUUUUUGGUGGAUCUGAUUUGGGAUUCUCAGUUGUGGCAAUGGAGUGCUGCGCGGAGGUUUGAUGAUCUCCAGGGGAGCCCCUGAAAGAGGAGAAAGGUAGGUUGCAGUCGGAUGUAGCAGUUGCUGGAUCAUCUAGAUGGCUUCCUCCCAUGCCUAGUGGUUGAGGCUGGCUGUCAACUGGGACCUUAGCUGGGGUUGUCAACUGGAAUACCUGUAGGUGUCGUAUCCAUGUGGCAGAGUUCCAGGAGAAAGCAUCUUAAAAGCACCAGUUGCAUUGGCUGAUACAUCCAACAGAAUAUUAAGUAGCCUGGAGAUCACGGCAGUUUGGCUUGCUGUUAACAUUUGUGGGAGGCCUCUGGUGCCUUCUUACUGAGGUGCUAGCAUUAGCCCUGAGGUGCGUGGCUGAUUUCUAAUUUUAUAGCCCAGAGGAAGCUUCCCUAGGACUGGGUGAGUGAGCUGGGCAAAGCCAAGGGCAGUCUCAAGCCCUCCCCUUGGCCUGCGCUCCCCUGUGGGGGCCAGGAUGCUGAAGAAGCAGUCUGCAGGGCUUGUGCUGUGGGGCGCUAUCCUCUUUGUGGCCUGGAAUGCCCUGCUGCUCCUUUUCUUCUGGACACGCCCAGCACCUGGCAGGCCACCCUCGGACAGUGCUCUUGAUGAUGACCCUGCCAGCCUCACCCGAGAGGUAAUUCGCCUGGCUGAAGAUGCUGAGGUGGAGCUGGAGCGCCAACGGUGGCUGUUGCAGCAGAUCAGGGAGCACCAUGCUGUAUGGAGUCAGCGCUGGAGGGUGCCCACUGUAGCUCCUCCCGCCCACCCACGUGUGCCUGUGACCUCACUGCCGUCAGUUAUCCCUAUCCUGGUCAUCGCCUGUGACCGCAGCACUGUCCGGCGCUGCCUGGACAAGCUGUUGCAAUAUCGGCCCUCAGCUGAGCACUUCCCCAUCAUUGUCAGCCAGGACUGUGGGCACCAGGAGACAGCCCAGGUCAUUGCCUCCUAUGGCAGCGCGGUCACACACAUCCAGCAGCCCGACCUGAGCAACAUUGCUGUACCUCCUGACCACCGCAAGUUCCAGGGCUACUAUAAGAUCGCCCGGCACUACCGCUGGGCACUGGGCCAGAUCUUCCACAAGUUCAAGUUCCCAGCAGCUGUGGUGGUGGAGGAUGAUCUGGAGGUGGCACCGGAUUUCUUUGAGUAUUUCCAGGCCACUUUCCCACUGCUGAGAGCCGACCCCUCCCUCUGGUGUGUGUCUGCCUGGAAUGACAAUGGCAAGGAGCAGAUGGUGGACUUGAGCAAGCCCGAGCUGCUCUACCGCACAGACUUUUUCCCUGGCCUGGGCUGGCUGCUGUUGGCUGAGCUCUGGGCUGAGCUGGAGCCCAAGUGGCCCAAGGCCUUCUGGGAUGACUGGAUGCGUCGGCCAGAGCAGCGCAAAGGGCGGGCCUGUAUACGCCCUGAAAUCUCAAGAACGAUGACCUUUGGCCGCAAGGGUGUGAGCCACGGGCAGUUCUUUGACCAGCACCUCAAGUUCAUCAAGCUGAACCAGAAGUUCGUGCAAUUCACCCAGCUGGACCUGUCGUACCUGUGGCGAGAGGCCUAUGACCGGGAUUUCCUUGCCCGAGUCUAUGGUGCUCCGCAGUUGCAGGUGGAGAAAGUGAGGGCCAACGAUCGCAAGGAGCUCGGGGAGGUGCGGGUGCAGUACACAGGCCGGGACAGCUUCAAGGCUUUCGCCAAGGCUCUGGGUGUCAUGGAUGACCUCAAGUCGGGGGUCCCCAGGGCUGGCUACCGGGGCAUCGUCACCUUCCAGUUCCGGGGUCGCCGUGUCCACCUGGCGCCACCGCAGACCUGGGAUGGCUAUGAUCCCAGCUGGAAUUAGCAGCAUCUGACUGUACCUCCUGGGCCCUUCCUUGCCAUUUGAUGAGCUGAGAUGGGACCACAGUCCUUGGGCUGCAUUGUCCUGUCUGUGUUUCCCUCUUGGUCCCAUUUAUCUUUUUAUUUGAGUGCAUUUGAGCGCACAGAUGAUAGGCGAGGGUUAUUCUCUUGUUCUCAAGGGAGUCAGAUCAGGGGAACCAUUCUGUAGUCUGUUGGAGGGUAUUAAGAAACCACUGUGUGGUAGGGGACACGGCUUGUUGGGACCAGACAUGGCCACAUCCUGAGCUUUUUCCUGGGGCAUCUGCAGAGAAGUUGGCAACUUCAGCUCUAUUCAGCAGGCCCCUCUCCCUGACUGGCCCUUGCAGCCAGGUUAUGAACCUUCUUCCUCUAUCUGCUCCCUUUCCCCUUCCUCCACUGGGGGCUCUGGGUCAUGCCAGAAGGGGACAUAUUUGUGGCCAAAAUGAGAGUAACCAAAGGGUCUUCCUCAUCAUCGAGGGUAGAGUUGUCUCCUUAACCAUGGCCUCUGCUUAGCCCUUCUUUCCCUGAAGUCUAGCAGGUUGCAAUUCUAAGAUGGAAUGUUGAAGAGAAAAAAGCAAGACCUCUCCUUAGUUCACAUCCAGCUGUUGGGGGAGAGGUGGUGGAAGGAAGCCUCAGUCUGGGACAGGUCCUCCCUCACCUAGCUUAGAGAGGCAUUGUCCCCUUACCUCCUUUCUGAAAAUCAGUUGUCCCCUUGCUGCUUUAGGAGUAUUCCAUGCUGGCUUGGUGGAAGACAGCUUUAGUUCCGUGUGUCCCUUUUUUCCUCUGGGGCUUAUUACAGGGGCUAUUCCCUGAGGGCUAUGGUUCUUGUGGCCUCUCAUUAAGGUAGAGCAGCCAAGACCUAGAAGACUCUGGCCUUGCCCCAGGCAUCUUGAGUCUCCACGGGCCAGGGUGCACAUAGCAGGUUGGGGAGGAAUUUGGGUGUUUUUGUUGGUUGCCUGAGCUGAGUUUAAUGGAAAAAAAUUAGUGGAAGCUACAGAAUUAUUUUCUAAAAUAAAGGUUGAAUUGUCUGAAAAA
Nycticebus coucang (slow loris) is the source of this 4070-nucleotide messenger RNA. RefSeq names its product alpha-1,3-mannosyl-glycoprotein 2-beta-N-acetylglucosaminyltransferase (gene MGAT1). Gene Ontology annotation, molecular function: alpha-1,3-mannosylglycoprotein 2-beta-N-acetylglucosaminyltransferase activity. Lineage: Eukaryota; Metazoa; Chordata; Mammalia; Primates; Lorisidae. Gene Ontology annotation, cellular component: Golgi apparatus. Bases 1678 to 3021 code for a protein of 447 amino acids. The record is from RefSeq and is a predicted model, not a curated record. Gene Ontology annotation, biological process: protein N-linked glycosylation. The transcript is spliced from 4 exons.